GAGUUAAGUGCAACUAUAUAAAACUUAUAAACAUGUUCGAUUUACGGUUAAACAACAAAUUUUUAACUUCUUUUAUAUUUGUCAGUUUUCUUUUAAUUGCCAAUGGUGUUCAAAGGGAUUAUUGCGAUUUAAAAUGCAAAAGUGGUAAUCAAAUUUUUACUCACACCGUUUGCCAAAGAACCAAAGACAAAUGUGGUCCUCAUCAAAGAUGCGGUUCUGAAUUUCAAGUUAUUAAAAUCGACGAUAAAAUGAAACAUUUUAUAGUUAAUCUUCAUAAUGAUUUAAGGAAUAAAGUCGCUUCUGGUAAUGAAACUAGGGGAUUACAACCAUCAGCUAUGAAUAUGAAAGUUAUGACUUAUGAUUCUGAAUUAGAAUACAUAGCUCAAUGUUGGGCAAAUACUUGCAAUGCAAGUCCAUUAAAACAUGAUAAAUGUCGAAGAACAAGAUUUUUUGAUCAUAUUGGUCAAAAUUUAGCUUACGUAAAAAGCACCGCUCUCAAUAUCGGAUUAAAAUAUGCCAUAGAAACGAUGAUAAUGCAUUGGUAUGAUGAAGUUGCGAUAUUCGAUAGUGAAUGGGUUAAAUCUACACAACCAAGAGGUUCAAUUAAGGUCGGACAUUAUACGCAAAUGGUUUGGGCGGAUACAAAUCGAAUUGGUUGCGGAUUAUCUUUUUACACCAAAACGAGCCAAAAAACUAACCGAAAGUGGUAUCAUUAUUUUCUGGUGUGUAAUUAUGGGCCUGGAGGUAAUUAUAUCGGUUUACCUGUUUACAAGGAAGGUCCAUCUUGUAAAGCAUGCAAGAAUGGAGUCUGUAAUAAAAAGUAUUCUUCAUUAUGUGAUUAAGAACAAAGUAUUUAUGUUUUAAUUUUUUGAAAUAAAUAUAUUUUUUUAGUAAA
This is a messenger RNA of Onthophagus taurus, 895 nucleotides long. Its product is annotated as venom allergen 3-like. Lineage: Eukaryota; Metazoa; Arthropoda; Insecta; Coleoptera; Scarabaeidae. The record is from RefSeq and is a predicted model, not a curated record. Gene Ontology annotation, cellular component: extracellular region.